Molecule: messenger RNA, 291 nt
Organism: Racocetra persica
Lineage: Eukaryota; Fungi; Glomeromycota; Glomeromycetes; Diversisporales; Gigasporaceae
Source: the annotation of a GenBank genome assembly
GAAAUAUCCUUAUCUCCAAGUAUGUUUUCUACUAAAGUUGUAGAACAAGAAACAUCAACUCUGAAUAUAGCUUCUGAAGUUGUAGAACUUGCUUCCAACUUAUCACCGGCACUUCCCACAACUACUCAAAUAACACGACAACCUUUGAAUAAUAUUGAGUUAUCUGUUGAAGAACAUAAUGAACAUCAUACUUCAUCUUCUAAAAUUUGCAGUUACUGUUCGGGUAAAGGCCAUAAUAUUCAUGGAUGUUCAAAGUAUAAAUCUGAUCUAGCUGACAAAGAGAAUCAUUAG